AUGAAUAGAAAGUCGUCCAGCCCUUCAUUACGAAGCUCAACUGAUGAGCUUGAUUGGAUCGACCUUGCAGAUGUUAUGGAAAGUACCUUCGGAUUUCCAGUAGUUUCGCCGAAUGCAGAGUCUGUACCUCAAGAAAAGCAGGAAGAAACAAACGAGAGUCAAAGUUCAUCUUCAGCAAUAACUGGACAGGAAAUUCAACCAACGGCCACUUUUGCCAAUAAGUCCAUCUUGCCCUGGAUUCACUUUUUCGUAACAGGGGGAAUAUUCACUUUGAUGAUUGUCGCCUUCGCUGAUAUUUAUCACAUGUUUCGAUUUAAAGAAAAACUUUUUAUCCGUUAUAUAACAUCCGGACGAUUUGAGUUUUUUUCUUGCGGCAUUGUAUUACUUGGCUUAUAUCUAGCAAUCCUUUGGGGUCUACUUGUUUCAUAUGUCGAAAUAUUGGAAGCAGAAGAGUUGAGUCGAAACCGACUUCUCUAUAAAACACAUCGAUAUUUUCUGCAAACAUAUUGUGGAUUACGGCCGUACAUGACUUAUGCUCAUUAA
This is a messenger RNA of Schizosaccharomyces cryophilus OY26, 543 nucleotides long. RefSeq lists its product as uncharacterized. Lineage: Eukaryota; Fungi; Ascomycota; Schizosaccharomycetes; Schizosaccharomycetales; Schizosaccharomycetaceae. The transcript has 3 exons. The record is from RefSeq and is a predicted model, not a curated record. The coding region runs from base 1 to 543 and encodes 180 amino acids.